Molecule: messenger RNA, 5804 nt
Organism: Coregonus sp. 'balchen'
Lineage: Eukaryota; Metazoa; Chordata; Actinopteri; Salmoniformes; Salmonidae
Source: the annotation of a GenBank genome assembly
AUGGUUUUGCGGGUCCUACCGUCUCAGUAUGCGCGGUCGGCUGACGGAGUACCAGGUGUGUCUCCUAUUGUCGUCUUCUAGGGCUCCCGUGUGACAAGUGGUGGACUGCCGCGACAUCGAGUGCGGGCUCGCUACGGUCUUUAGAGGGGCUAGUCGGCGCUUCUCGGUUGCUCUCGGUUCUCCGUCGUUUUGAGACAUUGUCCCUGCUAGUACCGUCUUUCAAACGAGGUCGAUUACGGACUCGCUCCUACGUUCUCUACCUCUCGGUCUGCGUCUCGUGUAAUUUGGCACACCUGGUGCUACGAGAUGUCUUCAGGAUCUGGUGGCCUUUUCCGGGGUCGGUGAUCAUUCACGGGGUGUGAUUGCAUGUGCGGUGCAGCAGCGGGCUCCUCUGCGAUCUUGUCCUCGUUCGGUGUCUAGCUGGGUUUCUUCCUCGCCCGGUCUGUGUUCCUCUCUUCUCGGGUCGCUCUCUGUCCCGUACGGGGAGGUAACAUUCUCCUCAACUCUCUUCCUGCAGAGGGGUGGCGCUUUUCUAUGACACUCCCCACCGUGCUUCUCGGCGACUUCCUCGUCUACGUGCUUUCCUCGGUGCCUCUCUUUCCCGCUCUGCUUCCUGCUCGUCUUUGAUCUCUUGCCCCUCUUUUGCUUCGUCUGCUCGUCGCAUAAGAGCCUCUGCUUUCUCGCUCCUCUCUUCCUCUCUCUUUCGAUGAUCCUCCUCUCUUGUGGGGGAGGCCUCCCUCUUUUCCCAGUCAGUGUAGUUUAGGGUAGGUUGCUGGUUGCCCGGCGCAAUGCGCCUGGCGGUCGCUCCUCUGCUUUCGUCUAGUGAGGAUAGAAGGUUGCCCUGCUCUCUUCGCUCUAUCUUGCCUGUCGGUUCGCUCUCCCGUUGUGGUCAGAUGGAAGGUACGACUCUCUUUUCUUCCCUCCGGAGAUGUACGGUCCUCGCGGAUCCUACUCCCCGGUGUGCUAGAUGUUGGUGUAGGGGGCGGGGGUUUGCUGAUGGGUUCCCAAGAUGGUUGGAUCCGCUCUUCGUUAUUUAGGGGGGUGGACGAGUGGUGCGGGAGGGAGUUUAUCCCAUGCGUCCCCCUCUUAUCCCCAUCUUGUCCCUCUCUCCUCCUCCUCCUAUUUAUCCUCUCUUUCCCUCUCUCGGGGGGCCCGUCGUCCUUCCUCCUCUCACUCUCUCUCGCUCCGCGUCGUGGCUCUCGAUCUCUCCUCGUACGCUCGCUCCUCUUCUUUGCUCUCUUCUCUUGAUCUCUUCCCGUCGCUUUCUGACUCUCGUCUCUGCUUAGGGCAGCGGGGGAGUCUGUCUCCUCGCCUCCUCCUCUCUAAUUUGGCGUCUGUUGUCCAUCUCUGUUUUCAUGGGGCUGCAGACACCUCAUGUAGUUGCUACGUGUGAUUUGGUUGGGUUUUAUUCCGGAAGGAAACGAAGAGAAAAAGAAGGAGAAGAGGUGAGGAGGGGAAGGACAUAAGAGAGGGGACAAGCAAAAACAAGGCGAAGGGGGUGGGUGCUUGGAUGUUGUCUUCUCCUCCCGUGUCUUUCUUUUGGACUCAUUGUGGUGCCUCUCUCCCCAAGUCCUCUCUUGCUCUCUCUCUGGUUUCGUUUUCAUUCUGUCGCUCCUCGAUGUUCGUACUGUGAAUUGUUUACGUGGAUUGAUCUUGGUGUAGUCGUGGGCAUUCUUUGAUUUUUCGUCGUUUGGGGAGGUCGUUUGGUAUUCCAGUGUAAUCAGACGGCGUGGAGAGUCUUGGCGCCUCUCUCUCUUCCUCCCUGUAUAGUUGCCCUCUCCUUCCGCCUCCCCUUGCAGGCUCUAUCAGGAGGACAGCAAGUGUGAAUCCGUCUCUGGGGGUCGGCUGGUGCUGGCAGUGUUUGUGCCCCGCCCUGCGGAGCCUGCUCUCCGAUGGCCUCAAGCCCCACCAGAGUGAUUUGGAUCUCGGGGCAAGGAGGCCCAAACUUCAGCCUUGGGGACUGGUCCACAGGUCCUACCACCAGGCCAGGUAUGGAACUCUGGAGCGCAGUACAGAGGGGGUUGGCAAGAAGAGCAAUAGACAGCAUAGGAGGGCUAUGGUUGUUAUACACCCCUCCCAUUUCCAUCUAUUAUAUAUCUCUAUCUAUAUCCAUCCGCUCUCCUCUAGUUCUCUUUCCUCAGAUAUGAUGGCCGUACACCUAGCCAAUCUCUCAAUAUCUCUCUUCCUCUUUCCCUCUCUCCAAUAUGGUAUCUCUUCUCACCCUCCCCAGACGUAAUGUGGGUUCAUAGUACUGUCAGUCUCGGAUCUCCUCUCUCCUCUCUCGCUCCAGUCUGGCACUCUUAUUCUGCAGUGUGAGUCAUCCUUUCUCUCUCUCUCUCUGAUUAUCACUCUCUCCCCUCCUCUAUUCCCCCUUAUUCUCUCCUUCUCACUAUUCUGGUGAUCAGGGUUAUUCCAUUGACUCAGUACUUGUUCAUUUCAAUUUCAAUUUCAGUCAAUUGUGGCCAAAGGUAACAUGAUAGUGAUUUGUUCACUGUGCCAAAGCUACUAAGUGUUUUUUCUUUCGUCUGAUCUGUGUUCCCCUCCUGUCCCUCCAGGGCCCAGCACUCAGUCCCUGCACAGCCUACAGGCUAGAAUAGGAGAGCUGCCCCAGCUCAGGCAGAACAAACACAGGUUCAACGCCUUCCUCCUCGGCCUCCUCAAGUAAGACCUGGCUCUUCUCUCCUAGGGUUUUUCUGUUUGACUUUUUAAAUUUCCAAUUCUCACCUGCUUCUUCUCUCUCUUGUUCAGCAUCAAGCUUCUGGAUUUCUGGCUGUCCCAUCUCCAGUCAUGCAGUGGUAAGUCUCUGAAGCCUAAAGUUCAUGUCCGCAAUCUAUCCGUUUGAAUAUUAAUAUGUUAUAACCGUAUUUAAUCUCCUCCCCUCCCACGGCGAGAGCACAACCAAAAAGAGCGGAGAGCGAAGCAAACAGAAAACACACCCUAUUCUCUCCUCCCUCAACCCCCACCCCUCUCUCUCCUCCCUCCCCCCCACCCCCUAGCUCUCCUCCCUCCACCCCCACCCCCACCCCUCUUCUCCUCCCACUCCACCCCCACCCCAUCUGUCUCCUCCCUCCACCCCCACCCCACCACCCUCUGUCUCCUCCCUCCUCCCUCCACCCCCACCCCUCUGUCUCCUCCCUCCACCCCCACCACCACCCCUCUGUCUCCUCCCUCCACCCACCACCCCCACCCCUCUGUCUCUUUCUCUCUUUCACACUCUCUCCUUCACCUCCCUCUCUCUCUGUCAGAUGUGUUGGUGACGUUCUACAGGCCCUCCUCCUUCAUGCGCUUGUCGUUGACUUCCUGCCAGCCUCUGUUUGAGGAGCUCCUCCUCCUGCUGCAGCCCCUCAGUCUCCUGACCCUUAACCUCGACCUGCUCUUCCAGCACCACCACCUGGAGCCUGCCAAUCACAGCCCAGAGAUCCUCAGCCCACCUAAUCAGGACCUGGGAUUCAGGCUCUCGCCCCGGGGGUCCGCUUCCCAAGGCAGGGGCAGCAGUUAUCUCGAGAGUCUAUCAGAGCUGGACUUUGGGAGCGUGGAACCCGAGGUGACCAAUCGUAAUGCAAGCUCGUCGUCCCUGGCCAACUCGGGGGUGGGAGGGUUGGUGGAGUCACUGAAGCCAGCGAGUCUCAGCGUGGGGCCUGCGAAGGUCUCUGGGGGUCUUGCGGAGACGAGUCCUCAGCUGAUGUGGGUUCAGGAGAAAGAAAUUAGGGAGCUAGCACCUCCUAAUGUUGAGGAGGCCAGUCUCUCCCAACAGGCAGGACAGGUGAGCACAAUUCAAUGGCUCUUUUUUCCCUGAAGUGUGUGUAUUAGUGUGUGUGUGUAUUAGUGUGUGUGUGUGUGUGUUUGAAUGCAUGUGUGAGUGUCCGUGCCACACAGCACUUUUCUGAGCUGUUAUUCUCUCUCUAGGUGAUCCAGCAGGGAUGGGGGGCUGUGGUACGCUGGGGGGGCAAGCUGGGCCAGAACCUGGCUGAACUCAGCCUGUCUGCAGUACAGAACCAGAACGGGACAUCCAGAGACCCCCCAGAGCCCCAGGCCAGUACCCAGGCCAGGAGUGACCCUCCUCAGGUCGAUGGAGCAUUGGCGGUCCCCUGGGGUUUGGGACGGCUGUUUGGAGCCUCCAAUAACCCCACGAUACCCACACUUUCAACCAGGUGAGCUGGUGUGUCUGUAAGUGUUUGUGUGAUAGAGUUUUAUGAUACUAUACCGUUUAAGUAUCUUACUCUUAUUAUUGAUGUAUCUCUCUCCCUCCCCAGACGUCCGUCUCAGUGGUUGUCUCCAGGGGUGUCUGUUCUGACCCGGAUGGUGAGCAGCAGUUCCAGCGCUAACCAGAGGAGGGCGCUGGAGCCCCAGCAGGUAGAAGAGGUGGUAGAGAGAGAGAAGGAAGAGACAUGGGACAACCCAAGACCCCUCAGGUAUUGUAAAAAUUAGGAAAGUUAUUUACAUUUACAUUUUAGUCAUUUAGCAGACGCUCUUAUCCAGAGCGACUUACAGGAGCAAUUAGGGUUAAGUGCCUUGCUCAAGGGCACAUUUACGUCAUUUAGCAGACGCUCUUAUCCAGAGCAACUUACAAAUUGGUGCAUUCACCCUAUAGCCAGUGGGAUAACCACUUUCCAAAAUAAAAAAAUUUUUUUGGGGGGGGUAAAAUGAUUACUUUAUCCUAUCCCAGGUAUUCCUUAAAGAGGUGGGGUUUCAAAUGUCUCCGGAAGGUGGUGAGUGACUCCGCUGUCCUGGCGUCGUGAGGGAGCUUGUUCCACCAUUGGGGUGCCAGAGCAGCGAACAGUUUUGACUGUGCUGAGCGGGAACUAUGCUUCCGCAGAGGAAGGGGAGCCAGCAGGCCAGAGGUGGAUGAACGCAAUGCCCUCGUUUGGGUGUAGGGACUGAUCAGAGCCUGAAGGUACGGAGGUGCCGUUCCCCUCACUGCUCCAUAGGCAAGCACCAUGGUCUUGUAACGGAUGCGAGCUUCAACUGGAAGCCAGUGGAGUGUGCGGAGGAGGGGGGUGACGUGGGAGAACUUGGGAAGGUUGAACACCAGACGGGCUGCGGCAUUCUGGAUGAGUUGUAGGGGUUUAAUGGCACAGGCAGGGAGCCCAGCCAACAGCGAGUUGCAGUAAUCCAGACGGGAGAUGACAAGUGCCUGGAUUAGGACCUGUGCCGCUUCCUGUGUAAGGCAGGGUCGUACUCUCCGAAUGUUGUAGAGCAUGAACCUGCAGGAUCGGGUCACCGCCUUGAUGUUAGCGGAGAACGACAGGGUGUUGUCCAGGGUCACGCCAAGGCUCUUCGCACUCUAGAUUACAUGUUUAGUUUGUUCAGUUCAGACAUCAGUUCAGUUGUCAUGACUGUCUAUUAUGACUGUGUUAUGUCAUUCUUAUGAGACUUCUUUUUCUCUCUUUCUCAGGUCAGUCAGAACACUAUGCGACCACUCUGGCACAGGGGCGGAGCUAAGCUUCCAGAAAGGGGAGGAGUUAUUGGUUUUAGGGGGUGUCGAUCACGACUGGAUUCGCUGUCGUCAGGGAGACCGAGAGGGGCUCGUGCCCAUUGGCUACGCCUCCCUGAUCAUGUGAUUUCAGACGCCUGAUCAGAGUUUUGAUUGUUAUAAUAUAUCUGGGGGAGGGAAAAUGAAGUCAUAAAGCUAUAAUGUAUUUAGGCAACCAUUGAGAGGCUGUGGCGAAGUCCCAAUGCUCUCAGAUAAAUAGUUCACCCCCGAAUCUAAGUUCAAAUCACGUUUUUAUACCUCUAAAGUGGUCCAAAGUCGUAAGUCAGGGUUCCCCAACUGGCGGCCUGUGAUUUUAUUUGGCCCCCCAAGU